UCCGUACAGCCGAUUCGACUGCGCGGUCGCAUUCCGCCCCGACUUCCCCUCUGCCAGCGGCCUGGUGGUUUGAGAUGAGUAGAAGAUGUCGGUUUCGGGGCUGAAGGCCGAACUGAAGUUUUUGGAGUCAAUCUUUGACCCAAACCACGAACGAUUCAGAAUAAUAGACUGGAAACCCGAUGAACUCAGUUGCCAAUUCAACGUAACAGGGGAGAAGCUGCUGAUCAUCCACUGCAACAUCACGGAAUCCUAUCCCUCAACGCCACCAAUAUGGUUUGUCGACUCUGAUGAUCCCAGUCUGGCUGAAGUGUUGGAGCGCCUAGAAGAUGUGAGGAAAGGCAGCACAUUGCUUCUACAGCAGUUGAAGCGCCUUAUUUGUGAUCUCUGUCGUCUUUACAACCUGCCACAACAUCCAGAUGUAGAAAUGCUGGACCAGCCUCUACCAGCUGGCCCGAUCACCCAAGACAGAAAACACGGGUUAUCAGGUGACGUGACAUCUGAAGAGGAAGAAGAAGACGAAAUGGGAGAGCAGGAUAUUGAUCUGGACCAAGACCUGGACCAUUACGAAAUGAAAGAAGAGGAGCCGGUGGAUGGAAAAAAGUCAGAAGAUGAAGGGAUAGAAAAAGAAAAUCUGGCUAUCUUGGAGAAAAUCCGUAAAAAUCAGAGACAAGAUCACUUGAAUGGUGCAGUCUCUGGCUCAGUGCAAGCCUCAGACCGCCUAAUGAAGGAACUCAGGGAGAUCUACAGGUCACAGAGUUACAAGACAGGUAUUUAUUCAGUCGAACUAGUCAAUGACAGCCUUUAUGAAUGGCAUGUGAAGUUAAGGACGGUAGACCCAGAUAGUCCAUUACAUAGUGACUUGCAGGUCUUAAAAGAAAAGGAAGGAGUGGAUUACAUUUUGCUCAAUUUCUCUUAUAAAGAUAAUUUUCCCUUUGACCCACCUUUUGUACGGGUUGUCUCGCCUGUGCUCUCUGGAGGUUAUGUUUUAGGGGGAGGAGCAUUGUGCAUGGAACUUCUCACAAAACAGGGCUGGAGCAGUGCCUAUUCCAUAGAAUCUGUCAUUAUGCAGAUAAAUGCAACUCUGGUUAAAGGAAAAGCCAGGGUGCAGUUUGGAGCCAAUAAGAACCAGUACAAUCUUGCCAGAGCACAACAGUCAUACAAAUCCCUGGUUCAGAUUCAUGAAAAGAAUGGUUGGUACACACCACCUAAAGAGGAUGGAUAAGGAGCUUCUACCACUAUGCACCGGGAACAUGUCUUUGAGUCGUCUUGCUUUCUUUGGAAUAUUUUCCCUCUCUGACUUACUGGGAAUAUAUCAUCGUUCUCACAGAAACCAUCUCGUGGCUCAUUUGACAAGUAUUCCCGUCACCUCGCUCCAGGAAAGACUUUAUUCCGGUCUCACUUUGCUUCUCCCCCUCAGUGUUUUAGUGAGGAGGAUUAUGUGAGGUUAUCACUAGUUCUGUUUUCUAAAUAUGCUCAUUUGUCUUUUGAAAACAAACAAAAAAAACAAACAAAAAAAAAUUUUUCUCCCUUGAAAUUUGGGGAAAUGCUUUUUCUUCAGCUGCUUUGACAAAGCGGGCUUCACAGUCCAUUACCCCUCAUUUAGUGGGAAUUUUAAAGGAAGAUUGAUACAGAAGCAGAACCUCCUCACAACUGCUUUUUUUUUUUUUUUUUUUUCUUUCUUUCUUUUUUUUCUCUUUUUUGGAAAUUAACUGGUACAUAGAUGCAAACAUUGUUCUAGAAAUAUUAUUUGGCAUUUUUUUUUUUAAAUUAUUUGGGUAUCCUAGACAACAAAUGAUACGAUUCCAUAUUUUGUAAGCUUAUCUUAAAUUUGAGAUUACCUACUCACUGUUUUUUGUUUUGUUUUGUUUGUUUUUUUUUGUUUUUUUUGGCACUUGCUUUUUAUAAUGUGUGAAGAACAUCGGGUCAAGCAGAAACAAAAUGCUGCAGUGUUGUGAACAAGUCAACUUGCAGUUAAUUAGAAAAUAAGGCCGAUAGGUAUGAAAUAAAUCAGAAUUUUCAUAUUGUAUAUCUUAUAGUGAGAGGAUACAUAAGAUUGGAAGUUCUAACCCCUCUUGGGUCCUCUUGCCUUAUUUAUGUCAAAGGCUGCAAGUGCUUUUUUUUUUUUUUUUUUUUUAAAUAGCUGUAGAGGUUGAUGGCUAGUUGGAUGCUGACAAUGAAGCCAUCUGUGUGUAAAGUUAACAGCACGUUGUACAGAAGCCCCCUAUUCAGCCGCUGAUCUAAAAAGCUGGGUUUGAUUUGAUUGCAGUCAUUUCAUCCAGCAUAUCUGCUGGAGUGGACUUUAUUGAGGAAAUAAAUUAAGGUUUUUUUGGAUGUUCCUCUGUUCAUUUUUUUUUUUUUUUUUUUUUAAUUUAAUUUU
Molecule: messenger RNA, 2377 nt
Organism: Maylandia zebra (zebra mbuna)
Lineage: Eukaryota; Metazoa; Chordata; Actinopteri; Cichliformes; Cichlidae
Product: ubiquitin-conjugating enzyme E2 Q2
Source: RefSeq, a predicted model, not a curated record